Molecule: messenger RNA, 6140 nt
Organism: Colossoma macropomum (tambaqui)
Lineage: Eukaryota; Metazoa; Chordata; Actinopteri; Characiformes; Serrasalmidae
Gene: bicc1b
Product: BicC family RNA binding protein 1b
Cellular component (GO): cytoplasm
Molecular function (GO): protein binding; RNA binding
Source: RefSeq, a predicted model, not a curated record
GCAGGGCUUGCUCUGAAUACGGGUGGGAAAAGAGAAAAAAACAGUCUGUUCUCCCUGCAUUCCGCGAGCAGCGUUAAAGCAGGGCUUUGCGGAGUGGAGAGGACCGCGAUGCCUCGGUGCCUUUUCUUUUUGUCGCCUCUAUCAGUUUGGAAACAUAACGGGAAUGUGUCCGAGUAGGAGUUACGUCUGAACACACUGCGUGUGUGUGUAUGUGAGAAAGCGUGUGUUGUGACUCAGCGGUAGUUCCGUGAAGCCAUGGCCGCUCAGCACGAGUCUUUGAGCGGCUAUAUGCAGCACUCGGACCCGGGCUCCAACAGCAGCGAGCGCAGCGCGGACUCUCCCCCGCCCGGCUCCGAGGACUCCGGGGGAGCUCCAGCACCAGCCGACCCCGAGUGGACGGAGGAGAGGUUCAGAGUGGACCGCAAAAAACUGGAGGUCAUGUUACUAGCUGCUGCCGAGGGGAGGGUGAAUGGAGGCGAGGAUUUCUUUCAGAAGGUCAUGGAAGAGACCAGUACUCAAAUUGCAUGGCCUUCAAAGUUGAAGAUAGGUGCCAAGUCUAAGAAAGAUCCACAUAUCAAAGUGAGUGGGAAAAGGGACAACGUGAAGGAAGCCAAGGAGAAGAUCAUGUCUGUUCUUGAUACUAAGAGUAAUCGUGUGACUUUGAAGAUGGACGUCUCACAUACUGAGCAUUCCCACGUCAUCGGGAAAGGGGGAAACAACAUCAAGAAAGUGAUGGAGGACACAGGCUGCCAUAUCCACUUCCCUGACUCCAACCGCAACAAUCAAGCCGAGAAGAGCAACCAGGUGUCCAUUGCAGGCCAGCCAGGAGGAGUGGAGGCGGCCCGGGCCAGAAUCAGGGAGCUGCUUCCGCUGGUGUUAAUGUUCGAGCUGCCAGUCAUAGUGCAGCUGAACCCGGACCCCAGCUCACCGGCCAUCCAGCAUAUCUCCCAAACCUACAACAUCUCUGUGGCCUUCAAGCAGCGUUCCAGGCUCUAUGGUGCUACAGGGGUCGUGAGAGGAUCACAGAACAAUGCAGCAGCUGUGAAACGAGGCACGGCCGUGUUGCUGGAGCAUUUAGCCGGGAGCCUGGCUAGUGCCAUCACUGUGAGCACGCAGCUGGACAUCGCGCCGCAGCAUCACCUCUCCAUGAUGGGCCGCAACGGCAGCAACAUCAAGCACAUCAUGCAGCGCACUGGCGCUCAGGUGCAUUUCCCUGACCCAAACUGCCCCCAGAAAAAGUCCACUGUCUAUAUCCAGGGCUCCAUCGACUCAGUCUGCCUCGCCCGCCAGUACCUCAUGGGCUGUCUGCCGCUGGUGCUGAUGUUCGAUAUCAAAGAGGACGUGGCAGUAGAUCCACAGUGUAUCACAUCUCUCAUGGAGCAGCUGGACGUGUUUAUCAGCGUCAAACCCAAGCCCAAACAGCCUAGCAAGUCUGUGAUAGUAAAGAGUGUGGAAAGGAAUGCUCUGAACAUGUAUGAAGCCAGACGGUAUCUCUUAGGUUUGGACAGCAGUGGGGUGUCUGUUUCCACCUCCUCCAGCAGCAGUAGCAGCAGUAGCAGCCCUUCGGCUGCCCCCACACCAGUCAGCUGCCCCGUGGGGCUUGAUAUCCUUACUUCAGCCGGCCUGGGCCUCACUAGCCUGGGUCUUUUGGGGCCCACAGCUGCCUCUCUGAGUGCUCCGUCCACCCCCAACUCUCUUCUGAAUGCCCUCAACAGCUCCAUCAGUCCCCUACACGCUCCUUCUUCUGGAACCCCCAGCCCUACGCUUUGGUCAAACUCACUGGCCAGUCCAACCAGCACACCAGGUUUUUCAUCACCAUUGAUGAUCCAUCCAGCCACCCAGGCCACAUUAACCAACAUCCUGUUGUCUGGGGUCCAGAGUUACACCCACAAUACACCAUCUCCUCCCCCAGGCCUUGCCCCCAUUGACCCGCAGGUGAAUGGGGUCCCAGACUGCAGCAAGACUGUGUCUUCCCUCAAUGGCAAGCAUCCCAGCUCCAUGUACAGCAGAAUGUCUACCGUCUCUUUGGCCGAGAAGGUUCUGAACGCGGCUCAUGGUGAUGCCGUCCAGGAGGCCAGCGCCCACUGUCCAUCCGAACCGCUGUCCAGCAAGUCCAGCCAGGAUCAAGGCUCUGAUACGUUUGUGGAGGUGGGGAUGCCGCGUAGCCCCUCUCACUCUGGGAAUAGCAGUGAACUGAAGCAGAUGCUGGCCUCCUGCAAAACAGCCUCAGGCAAGAGGCAGGCUGUGGAGUUACUACAGGGCACGAAAAACUCUCAUCUACACUCAGAUUGCUUACUCUCAGACUCUGACUCCAGUGCAUCUGAGAGUCCUGUAGCUGAUAAGCGAGCUCCGGGCAGCGAAAGAGCGGCCGAGCGAGCGGCCCAGCAGAACUCGGAGCGAAUCCGUCUCCCUCCACAGUCCACCUUCUCCAACAUGCAGGCCUUCGACUAUGAGCAGAAGAAGUUGCUGGCAACCAAAGCCAUGCUGAAGAAGCCAGUGGUGACAGAAGUGCGCACUCCUACAAACACGUGGAGCGGCCUGGGCUUCUCCAAGUCCAUGCCUGCAGAAACCAUUAAGGAGCUGCGGAGGGCUAAUCACGUGUCCUACAAACCCACCAUGUCUACUACCUACGAGGGGUCACCGCUGUCACUCUCCCGCUCCAACAGCAGAGAGGGUGUGGGGAAUGGCAGCGACUCAGACAACUGGAGAGAGCGGAACGGGAGCGGGCUCCCGGCACACAGCGACUUCCCAACACCCAUCAGCCCCAAGAGGAAGCAGAACAAGACAGUGGAGCAUUACUUGAGCAGCAGCAACUACAUGGACUGCAUCUCCUCAGUGACGGGGAGUAACGGCUGUAACCUCAGCACCUCCCUGAAAGGCUCAGACCUGCCGGAGCUCUUCAGCAAGCUGGGCCUGGGGAAGUACACUGAUGUCUUCCAGCAACAGGAGAUUGACCUGCAGACAUUCCUUACCCUCACCGAUCAGGACCUGAAGGAGCUGGGCAUCACCACGUUUGGAGCACGUCGAAAAAUGCUGCUGGCCAUCUCAGACCUGAACAAGAACCGGAGAAAGCUCUUUGAGCCACCUAACAUCCGCUCCUCGUUUCUGGAGGGAGGAGCCAGCGGGCGCCUGCCGCGUCAGUUCCACACGGACAUCGCCAGCGUGAGCGGCCGCUGGUAAAGUCCGCGGCCACCUGCCCACUCAUUGCUGACGCGCGGACAGCCUUAACUGCACAAAGCCAUUCCCUACACCCUUGCCUUACAAACAGUACUGGACCAAACCCUUGCUCUCUGAAUCAGUGCCAAAAAAACAAAAAUGAGAAUGUCUUACGGAAUUAAAGGGUAAGUUCAGCGGACUCUUGUAAAUGUUGAUUAUUAUGUACGAUUUGGUACUCUAUGCAGUAUGGUACUCAUAUGAAAAUGAAGGUAAUAUUGAAGGAUCUAUAGAGCUCCUGCACUGUCAUAUAACGAGCUGUCGGAGUACGUGGUUCAAAGUUUAGAUUUUUAUUUAUAUCCUCGUUUUAGGCUUAUGUCAUACUAAUUCUUUGCACUUUAAGAAUACUAAAUUCUUUGCCCGAAGGCCGAUUCCUCUCUGGCCUACCCUAUAAAUGUGCAUGGAGCAUGUAUAGCACUUACAUGGAUAAUCAUGAAGAUAAGGUUUCAAAAAAGACUGCAUCACAACUCAGCCUUUUGCCACGAUGCAUUGGAACACCCACACCUACUAUGAUUGUUUAUUUAGCAGUUUCCUGUUCCUCUUACACAGUGUGCUGCAGUUAGUAGCUGUGCCUAUUUUGGACGUACUUUAUAGUGGCUUGCUCACUGGUGCAUCACUGAUGUCCUCUGACACAAACUCGGAGACUCAGUUUCAGACUCUAUGCUUCUGGCCAACAAACCACGAGCUUAAAAACAAACAGACUCGGGCGCUUCACUCACUCCCCACGUGAGGUACAGCUCAGUGUAGCCUGGGCAAAUCGCCUGACCAAACUCUGAGCAUUACUAAUGCACGGCUUAGUCUGCGGUCCAGCUGUUUUUGUCUUAACUACCUCCUUGUCUGCCUUUCACCACUUUCUUUGAGCUAUGCAACUUUGGAAUAACCUGAAGGCCUUACCUGAAAUUUUAGAAUUCUGUCAGUGUCGUAAUUAUUACUAAUAAUCAGUCUUCACUAAACAUAAACACUACGCCAUCCUAAAGUGCAAAAGUUGGAGGCCAAGCUUCAUUUAUUUAAUUUCAAGUAAAAAUGGCCCUUAUAUACAAAAUAUUCGUAUUUCAGAAAGAUAUUGCUGAGGAGAUCAGAUACAAGAGAAUCCACUUGUAUAGGGAGGGGAAAGUGAAAGGAAAAUGCCACCAUGUAAUAAACAGCAGUUAAGUCUUUGAUCUUUGAGAGGAGGAAAUCAAGCUCCACUCUUGCUUCAGAUCUGAAAAAAUCCAUACAGUUUCUGUCUGUGGGAAGACCACUUAUACAGUGAGCCUGAAAGCAUGUAUAACUUUCAAGAAGCUGUUUCUGAGAACAGCCAGAACAGUGCACCCCAUAGCCCAGACCAUCAUUGAAUGUGUUUGGAUACGUGGAUCAUGAGAAGCACAAAAAAAACAACUUCUAAGACUGAACUUUGGAGAUGUAGAAAAAUAUCCCAGAUUUCUUUGAAAAAGUAAAAACAAGUCUCCCUAAAAGAAUGCAAGCUGUAAUAAAGUUAAAUUGUGGACAAAGUAAAUACUGAAAACAGAAAUUAUAUUUAGUUGUUGAGGCUUUGGUGUAAUUUUGCAUUAAAUAUGUUUUCUACUUUUGUCCUGAUGCUGGAAAUGAAUAACUGGAAAUUCAGUAAAUCAAGGGUGGUCUCUGACUUUUGCACAGUACUGCAUUUUCUUAUGUGUCCUUUAUCAGCUGAAGCAAGUAGGUUUUUCAUAUGAGAUUUGAGAAGCAAUUGUCCAAGUUGUGUUACACUAUACACAUCUAAAGCUGUGAAUGUUGCCAGUCAUUCUCUCGAGGUUGAAACCACCAAGUGCCUUUCCAUGCACUGUCAACUUUCCAGAAAAAAAAAACAAAAAUGCAACUAAAGAAUUGAAUCUUGUCUUGCGAAGGUACAGUGUUUUGACAUAGAUGUAGCUAAACCACUCAUGGAGUAAUCUCGCAAUGCAUCGCUUAAUCUUACAUGUAUAGUAUUCUUGUAUUUGCAUUUAAUUGUUGUAUAUGACCUCGUAUGUGAUAGAGGUACUGUUGAGUUAUGUAUUGUGCAUAUUGCAGUUUUAUAGUCUUUUAUAUUUUUGUGUACUAGUUUGUCAUGGUAACUUCCAGACAGCAGCAAAUGAUCAGUUAGUAGUAGUUCAUAGUAUUUUUUUUGUUUUGUUUUGUUUUGUUUUUUGAUAUCAAAUUUGGACUCAUGUACAAGUGAAAGGGGGGGGGGAUCUCCCUGUAUUGUGCAGUUCUCCAGUCAGUAUUAACUGAAAAAUCAAAUCAACCGACUAUGCAAAGAGAUCACUUUGCCAUAUAGUAUAUGUUUUCUACUUAAAGCACAUAAGCGCCAGAGUCGUGUUCCAAUCAAGUUCACGGGCUGCCUGAUUCCAGUAUAUUGCAGUCUUGAUAUACCUUCGAUUCUUAGAUUAGUGCUUUGGAUGCAUCAAGUGCUUUUUUAUCUGUAUGAUUUGUGAGAGACCAAACUGUAAUUCAAUUGUCGAAUUGUUUCUUUCUCUCCCUAAGGAGAACAUAAGGAAAGGGUGGAAAAGAAGUCUUGUUAUUUUGGACAUGGCCUUGUGACCAGGGCCAGCACUUUUUUUUUUUUAAAUAUAUAUUUUGGGCCAAAGUCAAAUGAACAACUGCUCCACAAUGAUCAUGUACAUUAGCGUACAGGACAGCCAUGUUGGAGCGUUAUUGUUGCUAAGAAGGGAAUAUGCAAAAGCACUAAUCAGUAUUCUUCUGCCAAAUGUUUUGUUCUCCCUGUCGUACAUGUCAAUAAAGUUGCUUAGUUGGCCAGUGCCUUGGGAAUGACUCUUUUGAAAUCUGUGCCUUCGACACAGAUCAGUUACUCCUUGCUAAUGUUCUUUGUUGUUACAAUAUAAAUUUGUAUUACCAUGGACAUGUGGUACUGUUGAAUGUUCUUUACAAGUUGGAGGCCUUGUUACAAAAGAAUAAAAUGUAUGUAAACCUUU